This is a messenger RNA of Petromyzon marinus (sea lamprey), 2896 nucleotides long. The record is from RefSeq and is a predicted model, not a curated record. Lineage: Eukaryota; Metazoa; Chordata; Hyperoartia; Petromyzontiformes; Petromyzontidae.
GUUGGAGAUAAAUAAAUUAGUGGGCACGCAACCGGCGUGCACCGCGCGCUGCGAAUAUAUAAGGACGGCGUCCAUUUUAGCUCCACGCAUUCGGAGGUGGAAUUUCUCAUUCGAAGGUCGUCGUUUCAGUGAUGCCAAUGGAUCACAACGGAGAUGAACAACAGCGUAAGCUGUUUAUCGGUGGCCUCAGCUUCGAGACCACGGAGGACAGCAUGCGGAAGCAUUUCGAACAAUGGGGCACGCUAACAGACUGCGUGGUGAUGAGGGAUCCGCACACAAAGCGGUCACGUGGCUUUGGGUUCGUCACCUACACGUGUCCCGAGGAGGUGGACGCCGCCAUGGACGCACGACCCCACCACCUGGACAACCGCGUGGUGGAAGCCAAGCGCGCCAUCUCUCGCGAGGACUCCCUAAAGCCGGGAGCACACCUCAAGGUUAAGAAGAUCUUUGUGGGAGGAAUUCGCGACGACACGGACGAGCAGCACCUGCGCGAGUACUUCCAGGUGUAUGGUGAUGUGGAGGCAGCGGAGGUGAUGGAGGAUCGUUCUACCGGCAAGAAGAGGGGAUUUGGCUUCGUUACGUUUUCUGAUCACGACACCGUGGACAAGGUCAUCGUGCAAAAGUACCACACCAUCAAUGGUCACAAGGCAGAAGUGCGGAAGGCACUUUCCAAGCAAGAGAUGAACUCCAGUGGAGGCCCCAGAGGUGGAAGCCGUGGAGGGAGAGGAAGCUAUGGAAGCCGGGGUGGUGGUGGCGGUGGUUAUGGAGGUGGCUAUGGUGGUGGUGGUGGAUACGGGGGUGACGGCUACAAUGGAUAUGGUGGUGGUGGUGCAGGUGGGUAUGGUGGUGGUGGAGGAGGAGGGUACAGUGACCGUGGAGGCUCCUAUGGAGGCUAUGGGAAUCAGGGAGGUGGAUACGGAGGUGGCGGAGGAGGGUACGACAACUAUGGAGGUGGCUCUAGCUACGGUGGUGCAGGUAAUUACGGUGGUAGCAGUGGGGGGGGUUAUGGUGGUGGAGGUGGGGACUUUGGCAAUUACAAUCAGCAGCAAUCGAGCUAUGGUCCCAUGAAGUCGGGUGGUGGCGGCGGCAGCUAUGGAGGAAGGAACUCAAGUGGACCGUAUGGUGGUGGAUACGGUUCAGGUGGUGGCAGCAGUGGAAGCGGUGGCGGCGGUUAUGGUGGUGGUGGCGGCGGUGGUGGAGGAGGACGGGGCCGAUACUAAGUGAUCAUGGCCAUGAAGGAAAUCCAAAGGUGUGGAGGGUGGCGACUGGGUUUGACAUGCAGGUAAGUAUUGACUGACCUGGGAGUGGCGGUGAAAGGUAUGGUAUGUAGUAUUAAAAAGUCGAGCUUGUUUUUGUGGUGCCUGGCCUGCAGUUUCUCCUUAAUUCCUUUGAGGUCAAACAGGUUUGGCGAGGCUGUAAGGUGUGGUAGGCUUUGUAUGGUGCAGAAGCUUGGUUAGGUUGUGCAAGAAUUUCACUUUAGAACCUGGUGUACAGUAGGCCAUUGAGGCAGGCAGUGACAGCUUGUGUGGAGAGGAAGGUAAACGCAUCUUUAGUUAUAUCAGCUCUGCCUAACAAGCUAUCUGGUUUUCCAUUUUGUGCAAUUGAGACGAGGUAUGCUGAUUUCUGUAUUAAACUAAGGACCGGCAGUUUGAAAACAACCUGAACAUAGGUGAGGGGAGCUCUUGGAAAUAGGUGUAGACUUACAUUGAUGGAUAUGAAGGCAUGGAGUGAAGAAGCUAGCUUGAAAUGGAUGUAUGAUUUCUGCAGAGGUGUAAGAAUGCAAGAUCAAUGAAGUCUUAGAGGUUUUUUUUGUUUUAGAUGUAAGGAUGUCUGAAUUGGUCAAAAUGGACCAUAGUGCAACGUUCUGAGAAAUUUUAUUAUAGUACUUGAGUUAAAUUUGCCGUUCUAUACAAGGUUUAUACCACUUGGUAAAUUUGUUAUUGGUAUAACAUUGCAUAUGUGAAGAAACAGCUAACCAGUGCUCGAUUUAAAAUGGUUGUGGCUUAAGGUUUUGAUUAUAAAUGCCAGCUCUGCUGGAGUUAAGAAAUCACAAGCCAGUUUUGGUGCAAACUGUUUCAACCCUUGGCAGCUAAGAUAGCUAAUAGUCUGAAACUUGCCAAACUGACCAAUGGUGUGGGAAAACUGGGUCAUGACUUUACAGUGUUAAAGGAAAGAUGUUUGAACUUUUUUCCUAUCAGGAUUUCUAACUUCAAGAUUGUAAAUUUUGGUGGCCAUUUUGCCAAGUGAGUUACAUUUGCGUUUAUGAACAUUUUGUACAAUAUAGGAAUUAUUUUUAGAUCAAUUUGCCUACCAAUUGGCAAAUUUUACUGAUGUAUAAAGCUGUUUUGCACGUUUUGGCCUUCAUGUUUACAGAUGCCAUGUAGCCAUACAUGGAAUGGUUGAUGUGAGCGCUGUCUGCGAGUUUGAGGUAAUUCAGGUGGUCAUCUAUUGGCUGCCAUAGGUGUCAUUCAGACUUGGCAAUGCACUUUCCCCCCAAUACAGGUCAAAUGUAAAAUAAUGGUUUUAAAUGAAUGAAAUUGAGGCCCAUGGCAAAAUCAAAGAUGGUCACAAAAAUGGCUGCCAGAAAUGAACCUUUUGAUAUAAAAGUUAAUUGGCAAUAGAUCCUUACUGAGGAUGCUUAUAAACAGUUUGGAAUGUUGGUUAGGUGACUUUCAUUGUUGGACAGCUCAUUGCUGUUGGAUUUUAGGUUUUCUAUAGCAGGGACAAGUGUUUUCAGUUUAGGGUGUAUUGUGUAGUGUUUACUAACGUUUAAGGCAGCUUUCCAUGAUGAAGCUGCUGAACUUCUCCAAGCAUUAAGGUUUCAAAGCAUUCAGAAUCUACGUUUUUGGGGUUUCAAGUCUUGUAUUUAUUUUGAAAUAAAUUUAAACCGUCAAAA